This is a messenger RNA of Cavia porcellus (domestic guinea pig), 1017 nucleotides long. RefSeq names its product small nuclear ribonucleoprotein U11/U12 subunit 35 (gene Snrnp35). NCBI's taxonomy places the organism in Eukaryota, Metazoa, Chordata, Mammalia, Rodentia, Caviidae. Gene Ontology annotation, molecular function: snRNA binding; mRNA binding. Bases 109 to 942 code for a protein of 277 amino acids. The record is from RefSeq and is a predicted model, not a curated record. Gene Ontology annotation, cellular component: precatalytic spliceosome; U12-type spliceosomal complex. Gene Ontology annotation, biological process: mRNA splicing, via spliceosome. The transcript has 2 exons.
CAACAGAAAGCUCAUUUUCUUCGGGAAACACAUGGUGAUCGUGGCAUGUAACUAGACCGCUUCAAAGCAAAGCGCAAACCAGCAUCUGUGGCGAAUCUGUCGCUUCCAAUGUGUGGUCUCGUGGAGGCCGCCCGAGGAAGCCGUCGUCGCGCGGAGCAGGGCUCGUCUCCACGGGAAGAGGUGCUCGCGUGUGCUGCCAUCAUGAAUGACUGGAUGCCCAUCGCCAAGGAGUACGACCCGCUGAAGGCUGGCAGCAUCGAUGGCACUGAUGAGGACCCUCACGACCGCGCCGUCUGGAGGGCCAUGCUGGCACGCUACGUCCCCAACAAGGGCGUCACCGGGGACCCCCUCCUCACCCUGUUCGUGGCCAGACUGAACCUGCAAACCAAAGAGGACAAACUGCGGGAAGUGUUUUCCCGCUACGGGGACAUCCGGCGGCUGCGGCUGGUCAGGGACCUGGUGACCGGCUUCUCCAAGGGCUACGCCUUCAUCGAGUACAAGGAGGAGCGCGCGCUGCUCAAGGCCCACCGCGACGCCGACGGGCUGCUCAUCGACCAGCACGAGGUCUUCGUGGACUUCGAGCUGGAGCGCACGCUGCGCGGCUGGAUCCCCCGGCGGCUGGGCGGAGGGCUGGGCGGCAAGAAGGAGUCGGGGCAGCUGCGGUUCGGGGGGCGGGACCGGCCCUUCCGGAAGCCCAUUAACCUGCCCGCGGUGAAGAGCGACCUCUACCGCGAAGGCAAACGGGAGCGGAGGGAGCGCUCGCGAUCCCGGGAGAGACACUGGGACUUCAGGGCGCGCGAUCGGGACCACGACCGGGGCCGGGAGAAGAGGUGGCAGGACAGGGAGCAGGCCCGGGCCUGGCCUGACGGCGACUGGGACCGAGAGCGGGACCUGCGGGAGGACAGGCUCAAGGGGCGGGAGAAGAGGGACAGGAGCAAGUAGCAGCCCCUGGCGGCCAGGAAGAGGUGCUGUGUGGGUGGGUGGGGAAGGGGUCAAUAAAACCUGCUGAUGAUGGGG